AUGUUUCGUCCUCAACCUCUUGACCAAACCACAACUAUCCGAUCAGAGCCUUUUUUCCGCAGUCGUGGUAGAAAAUCCCGUGCAACCUGGAAAACCAGUCGUGGCUCCGUAAGAUAUCGAUUUCGGCCGCGGAAAAGAAGCCGGGGUCCCAAACCGAGGGCCCCUCUCAAUCCCAGCGAUCCACUUAAUCUACAGGAUUUGAUGAAAGAAACUGAAAGACGCAGAGUACAAGGGUUGUCACCGCUACGUGGUGAUUCACGACUAAACACACCUGCUCUGAGUAGUGCUGGGGAUAUGGGGGGUGAAAGCCCCUUACUCCAACCUGUUCCAUCAGUUUCGGAUUUGAAACCACCUGAUAACACACCCAAAUCCAUAGGCAAGUCUGGAGCACCAGAAAGCAGAAUUCGAUCCACUCGGGGUGGUAGUCAUCGUUAUUCCUCACGCCGCCGAGCACACAGAUGGCGCUUACCAGUUACCGGUAAUUACGAAGGCUACUACUUUCGUCGCGACCCAAACGACCGGUUGCCAUAUCUUAUGCCAGAAUGGUUUAUCGGUAAAGACGUUGCAGACUAUGGAUGCCAUAAUGGGACUCUUACUUUUGGAGUUUUGGAGCGUUUUCCUGAUGUUCGUAGAAUCGAUGCCCUAGAUUGUGAUGCUGAGUUGAUCGCUAAUGCGAAAAGCAUGCAAAAGGAAAGGAUUCGGUGGAAUAUAGGUUCUGCCAUCCGGUAUGACAAAAUCAAUUUUCAGGUGGCCAACUGGAUUGAUAACGCAACCCCUACGGAAGAACCGGAAUAUGAUACUAUCAUGGCAUUCAGUGUCACAAAAUGGAUUCAUCUCAAUUAUGGUGAUGCCGGUCUGAUGCGUUUUUUUAGACGAGCAUUCAACCUCCUAAAGCCCGGCGGACAUCUAAUAUUAGAACCUCAACCCAAAUCUUCGUACAGAAAAACGCGAUUCACGGCUAAACAAAGGUCUACUUACCAAACAUUAAAAAUCGAUCCUGUGAAGUUGGAGCCGUUAUUGGUCGACCUGGGAUUUUCAUACUUCGAUACCAUCAAACUCCCUCGUCCAAAUGAACCGUUUCGGAGAAAAAUUAUCCUCUGCUCGAAGUCUUACGGUGCUACACCGGCUUCAAUUCGCAAUGACUUCCGUUCGGAGUUCCAGAAUUGGAACAUGUCCCCUUCACCACGCAGUCCUGGCUCUCGGGAACCCCCACCAGUAUGCUACCAUCCACAGACUCCGAUGUAUACCACGGGAACACCCGCGGCUUUGAGUGAUUCUCCCGCACCUGAGUUACGUCAGGCCUUUGUUGUGCCAUCGGUUGGAACAGUAGUGACCAGGGAACUCGAAAAUCAGACUCCAGAGCAAUUAUGUGAACCAGAUUCUACUUCACUUCCUUGA
Echinostoma caproni is the source of this 1398-nucleotide messenger RNA. The record is from the annotation of a GenBank genome assembly. Lineage: Eukaryota; Metazoa; Platyhelminthes; Trematoda; Plagiorchiida; Echinostomatidae.